This is a messenger RNA of Ostreococcus lucimarinus CCE9901, 2475 nucleotides long. RefSeq lists its product with no specific name. Gene Ontology annotation, molecular function: 3'-5' exonuclease activity; DNA binding; DNA-directed DNA polymerase activity. The record is from RefSeq and is a predicted model, not a curated record. The transcript has a single exon. The coding region runs from base 1 to 2475 and encodes 824 amino acids. Gene Ontology annotation, biological process: DNA-templated DNA replication; double-strand break repair. NCBI's taxonomy places the organism in Eukaryota, Viridiplantae, Chlorophyta, Mamiellophyceae, Mamiellales, Bathycoccaceae.
AUGACGGUGAAUGGGGCGAAGGGAGAUGCCAAGGUAACGGAUGAUGAUGAAAUCGCGACGGGAUUACGAGACGAGGUGCAGACGGUUGAGACGGUGGAGGAAGCGAGGCGAGUGUUGAAGAUAUUGCUCGACAACGCCGGAACCGAGGAUCAACCGAUGUAUCACGCGUGUGAUACCGAAGUUGCGUACAUAAGCGUCGCGGAUCAAACGCCUGUUGGCCACGGGCAAGUUACGUGCUUCUCCGUCUACGUAGGACCGGAUGUCAACUUCGCUCCCGAAGGCGAAAGCAAGAGGAGUUUGUUGUGGGUCGACACCUUGCGUGGUGGCGACGGCGUUUGGGAGGUGUUCAAGGAGUACUUUGAGAACGCAAACGUCAAGAAAGUUUGGCACAACUAUAGCUUCGAUCGCCACGUAGUGGAGAACCAUCACGGCAUCAAACUCGCCGGGUUCGCGGCGGAUACCAUGCACAUGGCACGUCUAUGGAACUCAAACAGAAAACUCGACGGUGGCUACAGCUUGGAAGCUUUGUCUUCGAGCGCAGACGCAAUGAGCGAAUGCGCUGAGAUGCUCGGUGCGGGAGCGGAGAUGAUGCGUGCGAAAAGAGGUAUGAAGAAAAUCUUUGGCAAGCCCAAGCUCAAAAAGGAUGGGACUCCUGGGAAGACGAUGAUUCUGCCACCGAUUGAAGAAAUUCAAGAAGCUCGCGAUUCGCGUGAUAGAUGGAUUGAGUACUCCGCGCUCGACGCGCAAGCGACGUGGUUCUUGCGCGAAUCUCUCGAAGCGAAACUCCGCGGGAUGUCGUGCGAAGCGUGUCCGAUUUUGGCGAGCAAGCCUGGAUACCGCAAGUGCGUCACGCUUUGGGACUUUUACACGUUCUACCUCGCCGAAUUCGGCAAUUUGUUGACGCAGAUGGAACGAAAUGGCCUUCUUGUCGAUAAAGCUCAUUUGGCGCACGCGGAGAAGAUGGCGCACGAAGAUAAGCGCGUGGCGGAAGACUACUUUAGAAACUGGGCUGCUUCGAAAUGCGAAGGCGCGCGAAUCAUGAAUGUCGGUUCAGGGUUGCAAGUUCGUCAGCUUUUAUUCGCCGGUGCGAAGAACAAGCGUCGUGACAAACCUGGGGUUGAGCUCACCCGCGAGUUCACGCAAGAGUCUUCCGAAUGGAUCGCUUGGGAUGCCGCCGGUCGAGAAGGCAAGGCGCCGAAGAAGACGAUGAAGGUUGCUCUUCACGGUAUCACGGUGAAGCCGAUCCAAGUGCAGACGUUCACCGCAACUGGACUUCCUGCUGUCAGCAGUGUUGUUCUGCGCGCUCUUGCGGGCAAACCUGGCGCCGCUCGCGCCAUCAUGGAUACUUGGGACUCGCUCGCGGACGCCGAGAAAACCGAAGAUGUGUUGAAGAAGGCGUGCGGCACCGCAUUUGAAGCCUUUGGCGGCGGUAAAGAGGGCGUACAAGCGUGUGCCGCUAUCGAUGCGUUGAACGACGUGGCGGCCAUCGACACUUUAUUGUCGAACUUUAUCAUUCCUCUGCAAGGGGAUGAUAUUCGUGGACCCGAAGGCCGCGUGCACGGCGCGCUGAACAUCAACACCGAGACCGGACGCCUAUCCGCUCGUCGGCCGAGUUUGCAAAAUCAGCCCGCGCUCGAAAAGGACCGUUAUGGUAUCCGUAAGGCGUUCACCGCGGGGCCUGGGAAUAUUCUCGUCGUCGCCGAUUAUGGUCAGCUCGAGCUUCGCCUUUUGGCGCACAUGGCUGAUUGUAAGUCGAUGCAAGAAGCCUUUGAAGCCGGCGGCGAUUUCCACAGCCGAACGGCGCUCGGAAUGUACUCCAACAUUAAGGAAGCCAUCGAUAAGGGCGAAGUUGUCUUGGAAUACGGCGAACAAGAGGAAACCGUGGACGAGAAAGAUCGCCCUGCGCUCGUAAAGGAUGUGUUCGCGAGCGAACGUCGCAAGGCCAAGGUACUCAACUUCAGUAUCGCAUACGGCAAAACUGCGCACGGCUUGGCGAAGGAUUGGGGCACGUCUCUCGAGGAAGCCGCCAACACGGUUGAGCUUUGGUACGCCGACCGCCCAGAAGUUCGAGAAUGGCAAGAAGUGCAGAAGAAGAUGGCGGUGGAAAAGAACCUGGUGCGCACCCUCCUCGGGCGCGUUCGCAACUUACCCGACGCCUCGAGCAAGAACGAAGCCUUCAAAUCGCACGCGCUUCGCGCAUCCAUCAACACCCCGAUUCAAGGCGGCGCCGCCGACAUCGCCAUGUUAGCCAUGCUUCAGAUUCAACGCUGUCCACGCCUAAAAGAGCUCGGUUACAAGCUCUUGAUGCAAAUUCACGACGAAGUCAUCUUAGAAGGUCCCGAAGAGCACAAAGAUGAGGCGUUGGCGCUCACCAAGUAUCACAUGGAGAACCCAUUUCCCGGCCACGUCAACUUGUUGAACGUCGCGCUAGCCGUCGACGGCGAUUACGCCAAGACGUGGUACGAGGCUAAAUAA